Molecule: messenger RNA, 4477 nt
Organism: Anneissia japonica
Lineage: Eukaryota; Metazoa; Echinodermata; Crinoidea; Comatulida; Comatulidae
Product: guanine nucleotide-binding protein subunit beta-5-like
Exons: 8
Coding region: 44-1099 (351 amino acids)
Biological process (GO): G protein-coupled receptor signaling pathway; G protein-coupled dopamine receptor signaling pathway
Cellular component (GO): heterotrimeric G-protein complex; cytoplasm
Molecular function (GO): protein binding; signaling receptor complex adaptor activity
Source: RefSeq, a predicted model, not a curated record
CCCUCUUUGAUGAGGCGAUCAUCAUAAACAUCAAACAGGGAAAAUGGCUGUUCACGGAGGAGGAAGAGAUGAAGGUUUAACAGUCCUUGCUAGAGAAGCAGAGUCCUUAAAGACUAAAUUGGAAGAGGAAAGGAAGAAACUAAAUGAUAUAGAAUUGAUGGUGGUAGCUGAGAAGCUUGAAGCACUCCCUCAGCUGAGUAUGAAACCUAGGCGCAUCCUUAAAGGACAUCAAGGAAAAGUGCUUUGCAUGGAGUGGGCGAGGGAUAAACGACAUUUGGUCAGCUCAUCCCAAGAUGGAAAGGUGAUAGUUUGGGAUGCAUUCACCACUAAUCGGGAACACAGCAUCACCAUGCCAACAACGUGGGUUAUGGCUUGUUCUUAUGCACCUUCUGGAACUAUGGUUGCUUGUGGGGGACUUGAUAAUAAAUGUUGUGUAUACAUGUUGAACCAAGAAGAAGAUCUGUCAAGUAAAAAGAGAGCCGUUGCUAUGCAUACCAGCUAUGUAUCUUGUUGUACUUUCACAAAUUCAGAUCAACAGAUACUUACAGGAAGUGGUGAUAGUACCUGUGCAUUGUGGGAUGUUGAAAGUGGUCAGCUGUUGCAGAGUUUCCAUGGUCAUGAUGCUGAUGUCAUGUCACUUGACCUUUCACCCUCAGAGGCCUGCCAUACUUUUGUAUCUGGUGGCUGUGACAAGCAAGCAUUAGUUUGGGAUAUGAGGAAUGGUCAGUGCGUACAGUCGUUUGAGGGACACCAGUCGGACAUCAAUGCAAUCCGUUUCUUCCCUAGUGGAGAUGCAUUUGCUACAGCCUCAGAUGAUGCUACGUGCCGUUUAUAUGAUUUACGUGCUGAUAGAGAGAUCAAUUGCUACGGCAAAGAAAGCAUUAUCUUUGGUGCAACGUCAUUGGACUUUUCACUCAGUGGUCGUUUAUUAUUCGCUGGCUAUAACGAUUAUUCGGUCAACAUCUGGGACACGCUGAAAGCCACCAGGCUAGCAAUGUUGAACGGUCAUGAGAAUAGGGUAAGCUGUCUGUGCAUCUCCCCAGAUGGCACAGCUCUGUGUACUGGAAGCUGGGACUACACUCUUAGAAUUUGGGCCUAAAUAAAAAUGACAGUAGGGUGAGCUGUCAUGCAUCUGCCCCGAUGACACAAACUUGUGCACUGAAAGCUGGGACUUCAUUUCGGCCUAACUGACGGUUUUACCAACAUAAAAAUUUAACAGUUUCAUAUAGUAGGUGUAUAGUUAGUGUUUUUAUAGUACCAGGAGUCGCCUACAAAAAAUCAAAUGUGUGUAUUGUGGAUGGCGACAUUUUAAGUUUAUGUUUAUUUCCUGAAAAGUACUGGAAAGAUGAGGUGAUGUACGAAUUUGCCGAUUUGUUUUAGGCAGCAAUAAAUAAACCCAUCAAAUUUUUAAAUAGUAUGCUAUGUGGCAAUUCCUCAAAUAAUGUGAAAUGGUGUUCCUGUAAAGCAAGGAGCACACUAUCAAAUGUUUGUCAGGGUUUGUUCAGAUAUAAUCUGAUUCAUAAAGCAUUGACCAACUUCCAACAAACAUGGAAAUUUACACAACUUGUUUGGUCAGGUAUUAUAUAGACACAUCCAAUUGUGAGUUCUUGAAAGGGGACCAUUUCUGGGGACCUUCUUGGGCUCCCUCACACUCCCCCACACGUCUUGUUUAUGUCAUGUUUUGGCAAGUCUUUUGAAUAGAUAACAAAACACAGUACGUAUGUCAAAUUCCAGUAUUUACAUCAAACAUUGUCCAUUGUGUAGGCCAGAUAAAAAUCUGACAGAUUAAAAUCUGCUUAUAGUUAAAUUUUUAUGUGUUUGGUAGGAAGUUGAAAGAUCUUAGAUAUUUAAAUAGUUGUUAAGAUUUUUGAUAUUCAUUUAGAAACAAUGUGCAAUUUCUUGUGGUAUUUAUCUUUGUAUAGAACAAUGAUAUAUUAUAUGUAUGUAUGAAAGAAAAUGAUGAGAGUGUUCUAAGAUUUAGCAAUUAUUAAUACGAUAUUGUAUCAUAUUUAACAGUGUAACUUUGAAUAGAUUUAUGUAAUGAGAAUCAGCACAAGCAUUGUAUUAGUAUGCCUAAUUAAAUAAGAUUGGAAAUGCUGUUAAAGUGAACGAAUGCCCAUCAGAAGAUGCAGUCAGUAAACAAAUGUUUAUUAAUAGCAUUGCAAUUAAUAGAAUGGACCAUUUAGGUAUAUAGUACUCUUUUGUUGGGAACAAUAGUUUUAUAUACAUGUGUACAUUAUUAAUAAUGGGAUGAAAUAGACCCAUCUUUUUGUUACCUUAGUUUUUACUUUUAUUUUUUUUGUAUAUCAGUUGACACUUGAUGUUGAUUAUUAAAUAUGUUUAUUAAUAUAUAUUAUGGUUAUUUAUAGUUAUGUUAACAUCAUUCCCUUUUAGAUUUUAUUUUUCAUGUUUUGUUGGUGCUUCGUUCCAUCAGUUUUUGGUGCUUGAAAUAUAAAUGAAAGUGAUAGUUCAUUUAAUUAUGAUAACAUAUGUUGGAAUUAGUUUUUUAAAGUACUUCUCUAAUUAUUGUCGACAGAAUUUAUGGAAUUAUUACACAUUUUGAGACAACAAAUGUAAAAAUUCAGUGGUUUUUUCCUGAGCUGCAUCGUCAUAAAAGCACACCGAAUAAAAUUAUAUAUAUCGUAUCUUAGCCAAUCAUGUGAGUGAUCUUUAGGAUGAUUUAUUUCAACAGGCAAAUAAGGAUAAAUGUGUGGCUGGAGUUAAUUAUGACAUCAACUUUUGGGAGAUCCACUUUAUUUAUUUGUGAUAUGUAUUAAAGUGUACAGGUGCAAUAGUAUUUUUAUUAAAUACCAGUGGGGAUCCAGAACAGUAACAUGGAAAAUCCCCACCCCCAGACUUCCACCCUCGUCCACCCUCAGUUUGAAUAUAGUAAACAACCCAGCGAAAAUUGUUUGAAGGCCAAAAAAAGGUCUACAAAACCUGUAUAUUAUUAAUUCUGUAUCAUACUGCAGAAUAUAUGUAAGCCAUUCUAUCGAGUUAGGCACCUCUCUGUGUGAUACCUGAGUUGUCUAUUUUAGUGGGUGAGCUUUUUCUUAUGUCUAUUGUACUGCUAGGGGUUCAUUUUCAAAUGAAGAUGGGGGCACAUAGGCCCUUGGAUUCAGUUUUUGAACCCAUAUCAGGAAUAUUUCAAUUUUGGUGUUAAAAACUAUGUGUAUGGAGUAACAUCGCUUUUACGAUUCGAACUCUUAUUAAUAUUCCUGAACAAACACACUGUGACCUGACUAAUAAUGAUUUUGUCCAGACUACAUUAGUGCAUGUUUGUUCUAUUAGAUGUAUUUGGUCAACUCUUCUAAGUAGAUGAAAUGAGUUGUAAGUAUGUUAUUUUACUUCAUAAGUAUUCAGUUUACUGUAUCCAUAUAUCACAUGGGAACUUAAAUUUAUCAACUAUUAUACUAUUUUUGUUUUAAUGAUUCGUAGAGAUAAACCAAAAUUUUACAUAUUACCUUUUGAAACUUUAUGUUAUAGAAUCAUUUUAACAGUCUGAUGACCCUACCCUACAUAUAUUUUACCUCAAGAUUUCCACUGUUAACAAGUGCAUGUUAUUAUUAAAGUAUUUAUGAAUUUGACAUUUUAAGACAACUUGGCAUUUUUAUUUUAGCAUAUUUUGUUGAGAAACAUGCUGAGUGUUAAUUUUCUAUACAGGGCCCAAUUUUGAUUUAUAAACCAACUCUCAGAAUGGGAGAUUUAGUAGGGAGGACACCGGCGGCUCCAGAAAUUUUCUGAUAGGGUGUCCGACAUGUUCAGCAAGGUGAUCGAACCAAAUGGCCAACUAGAGCCAGGGUCUCAGAAUGCAGAGUCCCUGGUAGGGUUAGCGGGAAGUUAUGGCUUAGUAUGUCAGCACAGAGGGAUGGACCAUUUGGUAAAUAAGUAGGGCUUAUGUAUUCUACUAAAAUACAGUAUAUAUCGCAAGGACAAGCCAAACCAGUCACUCGUCGCAAAUCCUGUUUCAGAGAUAUUGGCCAAAACAUGCUGGAAUAUCAAAUUUUUUUGAAAUCUAUUUUAUUGCACUAAACUAACUUUUAUUUUCCCCAUUUCAAUGUUAAAAUAACAGUUUCUAACGAUUUGGUGAUGGUUUCUGCUUGAGAAGUGCCCAAAAUCAAGGCUGAUUUCUCAAAUAUUGUUCUUUAAACAGGUGUAUGUUUAAACGGUUGUAACUUCUUAAGGAAAUGUCGGAUUUAAAUUAUUCUUUUACCAUUUUAUAGCAAUCAUUUUACUGUUGAACACUAUUAAUAACUAAAAAUUGAAUUUUGUUACGAUUGACUUGGUUUGGCUUGUCUUUGCCACAUAUAUUACUACUGCACCAGCGGAAUUUACAAUUAUAAUUUUUCCCUAAGUUUAAUAAAUGUUUCAUAAAUAUAUAUAUUUAUUUGCAUGCUGUAUUAACAAGUUCUAUUAUAUGUAGAUUGUAUUUAUGAUUUGAGAUGGUAUUAAAAUUCAAUCAUCUUUGACAAAUUUA